Molecule: messenger RNA, 4125 nt
Organism: Ostrinia nubilalis (European corn borer)
Lineage: Eukaryota; Metazoa; Arthropoda; Insecta; Lepidoptera; Crambidae
Product: organic cation transporter protein-like
Exons: 7
Coding region: 57-1694 (545 amino acids)
Biological process (GO): transmembrane transport
Cellular component (GO): membrane
Molecular function (GO): transmembrane transporter activity
Source: RefSeq, a predicted model, not a curated record
GAUACUGGCCGUCGGAGCAGCCACUACCGCUGACACCGCGCCGCCGCGCAGUCGCCAUGACCAAAACUAAGGACUCCGUGGACCUGGACUCCAUCCUGGCCGAGCUGGGCCAGUUCGGACGCUACCAGAUCCAGAACUACUGCUUCAUCCUGCUUCCGAUCAUGUUCAGUGCUGUGUACAAUGGACAGUACAUCUUUGCGGCCGCCAACAUGGAUUACAGAUGUAAGGUGCCCGAGUGCGAGGCGUUCCCGCCCCAGCUGUCUACCAACGGCUGGGGCGUGUGGGCGCUGCCCGAGGGCGGCGGCCGCUGCGAGCGACUCAAGCCCCUCGGGGAAUCCUGCAGCCCCGACUCCUUCCACGUCAACCAGACCGUCGCCUGCAACGCCUGGGUGUACGAGAGCACGAAUACCAUCGUUGGCGAGUUUGAUAUGGCGUGCCAAGAAUGGCGGCGGACCUUGGUAGGCACGAUCCACAGCGUAGGCCUCUUCGCCGCUCUGCCCCUCACAGCCUACGUUUCUGACACCUGGGGUCGUCGCACAGCGUUCGUGCUCACCGCAGUGUCGGCGGGCGUGAUGGGGCUGAUCCGUUCGUUCUCGACCAACUACAUCACGUACCUGGUCUUCGAGUUCCUCGACCCUAUGCUGGGGUCUGGGGUCUACAGCAGUGGCUUUAUUCUUGCUCUUGAAAUGGUUGGUCUCAACAGGCGAGUUCUCGGAGGAAACAUCAUCUCAUGUUCCUUCGCUCUCGGUCAAGUAUCCCUAGCGCUGGUCGCUUGGGGCAUCCCCUACUGGCGGACCCUCACAAGGGUUCUUUAUGCACCUUCUCUACUCUUUAUAUUCUACUUCUUCGUCAUCGAGGAGAGUGUAAGAUGGCUACUCAGCAAAGGUAAUAAGAAAGAAGCUGCCCGAAUAAUUUUCAAAGCAGCCAAAAUUAAUAAUAAAAAGUUAUCACCUGAAUCUAUAAAACAGUUAACGGAAGAGCCUCAGCAGGAGGAUUCUAAGCCGACUCACACAGAAAUACACCCAAUCGCACCCGAGAAGAAAGAAAGGUCUCUAACGAUGCAAGUGUUGAGAUCUAGAAUCAUGUUGUCUCGGAUAUUCAUUUGCUCGUUCUGGUGGAUCACCGUGACGUUCAUCUACUACGGGCUGUCCAUCAACUCGGUGUCGCUGGCCGGCAACAUGUACGUGAACUACAUCCUCACGUGCCUGGUGGAGAUCCCGGGCUACUGCAUCAGCGUCAUCACGCUGGACCGCUUCGGUCGGAAGGGCUCCAUCAUGACAGCGUUCUUCAUUUGCGGGAUUUCACUCGUCUCACUGCCGUUUGUGCCAGCCGGUCUAGCCUGGCUGCUGACGUCGCUGAACAUGCUGGGCAAGCUGUGCAUCAGCAUGGCCUUCAGCAGCAUCUACAUCUACACGUCGGAGCUGUUCCCCACGGCCGCGCGCCACCGCCUGCUGGGGCUGUGCUCCAUGGUCGGCAGGGUGGGCUCGAUCGUUGCGCCGCAAACGCCACUGCUGAUGACCUACAUGGAAUCCCUGCCGUACCUGAUCUUCGGCAUCAUGGCGGGCACGUCGGGCGUGCUGAUGCUGUUCACGCCGGAGACGCUGCGCAUGCGCCUGCCCGACACCGUGCGCCAGGCCGAGGACAUCGCCGCCGCGCCGCGCACCAAGCGCCCGACUGACGUCAUCGUAGACUGAGCUACACCGCCCCAUGUCUGCCGGGCUCAGAACUAAACAGUAUCGCGGUCAACUGAGCUAUACCUGUUAAUGACUGCCGGGCUCAGAACUAAACAGUGUCGCGGUUGACUGAGUUAUACCUGUCCACGUCAGUGGUCUCAGAACAAAAUAGUGUCGCGGUCGACUGAGCUAUACCUGUCCAUGUUUGCAGGGCUUAGAACUAAACAGUGUCGCGGUGGACUGAGCUAUACCUGUCCACGUCUGCUAGUCUCAGAACUAAACAGUGUCGCGGUCGACUGAGUUAUACCUGUCCUUGUUUGCCGAGCUCAGAACUAAACAGUGUCGCGGUCGACUGAGUUAUACCUGUCCACGUCUGCUAGUCUCAGAACUAAACAGUGUCGCGGUAGACUGAGCUAUACCUGCCUAUGUCUGCCGGUCUCAGAACUGAGCUAUACCAGUCCUUGUUUGCCGGGCUCAGAACUAAACAGUGCAGCAGUCGACUGAGAUAUACCAGACCAAGUGUCCAUGUCUGCCGGUUUCAGACCUAAACAGUGCUGCAGUCGACUGAGAUAUCCAAGUGUUCAUGUCUGCCAGUUUCAGAACUAAACAGUGUCAUGGUUGACUGAGCUGCUUUCUACAUCCAUUCCACUCAGUAUCAAACUAUGUUAAUGAUCCCUGUCCAUUGCCAAUGAAUUCCAGUUUCAUGCGUUUCGUGUCUAAAAAACCCAGUGAAUUGCAUUUUUACAUUGAAGUUCAGCUGUCAAUGCUGGAGUUCUGUAUUAUGAAACGACACUUAAGAUUAGAUUCAAGAUUGAUUGAGAGAUCUAUUAUAAUCUCGAUCAUUUACACUCCUGAAUCAAUGAUGGAAUAAUUAACAUUUCCUAUAUUCUACCCUGGUUAUAAAUUUAAUUUUUAGUGUCGUUUCAUUAUGAAAUGAAUGUUCUACAUAAUUCAAAUAAGUUCGCGUUAAUGGAAACAUACUCUUUAUAGAGGAUAGAGUAAGCAACAAAGUUUAUUUUUGAUUAUAAAUAAAAAUAACUAUAACUUUUAAUUUAUUAUAGGUAUAGGCUUUGUAAAUUAUAAUGAGCUUUUUAAUGACCUACGUACGAAUGCUGCUGGAAAAUUUGUCUAGUAUUUAAACACAUACGUAACCGAGUAUUACUUUUACUUAUAGAAACAAUAAAAGUUAACUUAGCUUUGCAGUAGAGUUAGUGAAUUUAUGUACCAUUAUUUUAAUAGCGUAUGGAUUAUUUAUAAUCAUUGUUAUAGAUAAUAAUAUGCGAAUUGUGUACUGAGUAAAUAAUGCAACUAUGUAAAAAUAAAAUAAUUUAAGUAUACAGGGUUAUGAGUAGUUAUGUACUCUCUUGAUAAAAUUAUAGUCCCAUGAUUUUUAUUCACUCAUGAAUUUUUUGAUGCCCGGUACCUGCUGUUUAAUUAUUUCUGUGGAAUUUUAAGUACAUCUUAUUAUUAUUGAUCGACACUUCAAAGGAUUACAUAAUUUAAUGUAUGUUACAAAUAAUUAUAAUUAGGUAUGUGCAAUGUGCAUUGUGAUGUCCUUUUAAGAAAUAUUUAAACCGAGUUAUCUUAGACUUUUCUUUUAUUAUAUUAAUAAUUUUUAACCAAAGGUAUUUAAGAUAUAAUUUAUGUGAUAUAAUUAGUUUAUAAAUAUCAUCUAUGUCAUCAUCAUCAUCAUCAACAGCCCGCUUUACAGUCCACUGCUGGACUAUGAGCCUCCUCCACUAAAGUGGAGGGAUUUGCCAUAACCUCCACGCUUGGCAGGCGGGUUGGAGAUCGCAGUUUAAAAGAUUGAUGUUUUUCAGAGAGCGCUGCUGCCCGUUCUCUGUUUGAUGUGUAGUCCCUAAGUCGCCUCUUACGACACCCGCGGGAAGAGUAUGGGUUGGUGACAAAUGUAUUCUACUCUGCCGUCACCACACGGCAAUCAUCUAUGUAUUUUUAUAUUUUUACCACAUCUUGUAACUAUAUUGAUUUCGUUUCUUAACAAAAUAGCUUGAAUGGAUCAGUACAAUUGAAAUAAUAGGGUUUUAAAUUAAAACAUAACACACAUUUUGUGUUACUGAUACUAAGAAUGUAUUACUUGUGUAUUUAGCCGUAAUUUGAGGCACAUAAUUUCCAAUUGCGCUAUAAAAUCGUACAUAUCAUACCUAUAUAAUUGAGGUCAAGUGCUUCAAAAUACGCUAUAAGCGAUGUCAGAUGACUAUCUGAACCUAAUUAGACAGCUCCAUUUUUUUGCUUAAAAUACUAUUUCCAUAUUUUAAUUAUCUCUAGGAAGUUUGAAAAUCCUUUUUAUUUAUGAGUGAACGGAAAAAUAUGCAUGAUACGGAUACGUAUGCCAAAGACUGAACGCAGAAUGAGUUUAUAAUAAUUAAAAUGUUAGAUAUUUAUAAUGUAAUAAUUUUAUAAUAAUGCAAAAUAUAAGAAUCUUAUUUCUUUA